AUGCCAAAGAUCUUCUUCAUUACGGGUGCUGGGAGUGGCAUCGGCAGAGUGACAGCACGCGAGCUCCUCCUUAAAGGCUAUCGUGUGUUCCUGACCGACUACAACGAAUCCUUUCUCGAAGAUACAUGCACAAAACAUCUUCCGUCGGUUGUUCCCGAAGAUAAACACCAAAAUUUCAAAUGGUCACCGAUGAAUGUCAGUGAUGACGAGCAGAUUGCAAAUGCGAUUGCCCUCUGCGUUCGCGGAUUUGGGGGUAUAGAUGUCCUAGUCAACAACGCGGGAAUAAAUAGCCAAUAUAUGCGCUCGGGAAUUCGUAUGGAUCAGGUCCCAACUUCGGAUUUUGAAAAAAUCCUGUCCGUGAAUCUCGUUGGCACUUAUCGCGUCUCGCAAAAAGCCAUACCGCACCUCGAGAAAUCUUCCACUGGCGGCGUGAUAAUUAAUAUGUCCAGUUGUCGCUCUACACAGCAGAGCAAGCACGGGGAGGCCUACGCUGCUUCCAAGGCUGGGAUUGAGGGCCUAAGCAUGGCAAUGGCGGUAAGUCUUGGACCGAGGAUCAGAGUCCACGUCGUUAGUCCGGGGAUGGUCGAUGUGCGAUCUGAGCGCAACGAAAGUCUCCUGCCCCCUUUGGAGACUCUAAAAAAUGAUCUGAAUAGGGAUUUUCAGAGUGAGUAUGCGCCAACGUGGGGUGCAGGCAAAAGCAAUACGCUGAACGAGGCGCAUCCUGUUGGUAGAAUUGGGAGGGGAGAGGAUAUUGCCAGGUGGAUUGAAUUUUUGGCUGUUUUGGAAGGCGGGUUUACGACCGGUGGGGCGUAUUUGGUGGAUGGAGGAUACUCAAAAGUACUCUCCUACCCUGCGUAG
Molecule: messenger RNA, 858 nt
Organism: Talaromyces amestolkiae
Lineage: Eukaryota; Fungi; Ascomycota; Eurotiomycetes; Eurotiales; Trichocomaceae
Exons: 5
Coding region: 1-858 (285 amino acids)
Molecular function (GO): oxidoreductase activity, acting on the CH-OH group of donors, NAD or NADP as acceptor
Source: RefSeq, a predicted model, not a curated record